AUGGCUCGCCUUGGUCUCCUCCUCGCCGCCACGCUCUUGGUGGUGGCUGGCACCAACGCCGAGGUCCUCAACUCUGUCCAAGAGAUGAUUGAACCUCCUUUCAAUCCUCCCGCUCGCCGUUCCGAGAUUAGCCUGGUUGUUGACCCCGACGAUUUUAUCCCCGAUGAUCAAUGGCCCGAGACAGAUGGCCUCGAUGAAUCGAGCCACCGCCAACGUCGCGACACCUAUGGCUUGGGUGAUACCAUUCCAGCCAACACAACGGCUGUCGAUGUGGUGGGCGGCUUGCGUGAUUUUUUUCGCCCCGGCAGCAACGAGUUUGACGCCCUCCUCGUCGACGCCGAAGCCGGUCAGAGCACCAUUCAUUUUGCCGACGAGAACGUUGCCCAGGGAAGCUACCCUCACCUGAUGAGCGCCAACCUUAAGGCCGUUCUCGACCGCAUGGCUGCCCACGAAGCAUAUCAAACCCUUCUCGACGCUGGCAUCAAGUUUCAUGUCUCAAAGGCUUACGAAGCCCCUCCGCUCGACGCGCCCACCAAUUCCGAAAACCUCCAUUACGAGGGUCGCACCCUUGACCUCAAGUUCUGGCGCAACAACCAAGUCGGGAUGUAUCCCAGCCUGAUAGACACGGUCAUGCAAUUGGCCUGGAUCUCAGGUGCCGAUUUUGUGCGCAACGGUGAUGCCCGCAUCGAGCUGGCCGUGGUUCCCAACAGCUGUGGCGCCGUCCUCGACGUUGUCUUUGCCCUCGAUGGCAGUGCCAGUCUGGAUGGCUCCUACCAGCAAAGCGGUGGCCACGUUGAUCUCUGGGACAAGCAAAUUCAGUUUGUCAAGGAUGUCACCAGCUACUUUAGCGUGAGCUCUGAAGAAACCCGCGUUGGCGUCAUGUCCUUUCAUGGACCCCUCCUCUCCCACUACUCGUACGUCGAGGGCAUCCCUGACUGCCCUCAACGCAGUAUUUGGACUUUUGAGGGUUCCCACUGCGUCUGCUACCCAGACAUUGGCUGCACUGGCCCAGACUCAACCUGCCUUGAAGUUGAUUUUGCCAUCACCCCCAACGGCUGCGAGAAUCGCUCCGCCGGCGAUUAUCAACAGGGCAAGUGUGAGAUUCGCCACGCCUUUCCCAUCAACUGCGAUAGCUGUGAGUGCGUUGGUGGCCCCAUCAUCUACCCCAACGCCUCCUGGACCCUCUACCAGGACCUGAUCGAGACCACCGAUCAGUAUGCUCUCAACGACCUGCUGGACAACGUCGAGUUUCCCGCCGGUGCCACUCACCUCUCGUGGGGUCUCGACUUUAUCGACCGCGAAAUGUUCCGUCUCGCCGCCGGCAUGCGUUCCUCCAACAACAGUAUCCCGCGUGUUCUCAUCGUCCUCACCGACGGUCGCUCCAACCCCGGCUUUGAACCCGACGAGUAUUCCACCGCGCUCAAGGACAAGGGCAUUGAAAUUUAUGCCAUCGGCGUCGGUGACUAUUACAGCAUCGAGGUUCAAGAAAUGGCUUCGGAACCCAAGGACCGCCACGCCUUUGAGCUGAGCAACCAGGAUGACCUCGCUCGCCUCGUCGAUCGCCUUUCCUACCAGACCUGCUCCAUCCCGGCCCUACUCGAGGUCGCUGAGCGCCGCACCGUCUACCUCGACGCCAACGACUACAUUUAUUAUCGGGGCCAGUGCUCCGUCGGCUCACAGUACAUUGCCAACAACGUCAUUGUUGAGCUCCAGGGCAAGGGAGGUCGCACGGAUGCCUUUGUGGAUUCAUCCACCCCACAGCCUGGGCAAUUUCGCCACGCCCUCGCCAUCGAUGCCGGCCUCAACGAGUUUGACUAUGGUCUACACAGUCGCAUCGUGGACAACGCCGUCGCCCCCGUUUACAUUGCCCUCCGUGGCUCGUCCAGUGCCCCGUCCAGCGUGGCCGACGUUCGCUUCUACAACCUCCUCUUUUCCGCCUUUGAAGUGAACGCGACCCUCCUCGAGGGUGCGAGUGCUGGCACCGAGGUUCUCGCCGCUCCUAGCAUGGUCGCCAUUGCCGGUUCCAUCCCCACCUACUCGUUCCAACUGGACUCGACCAUCAACGGUGACGGCAAAUUCUCCAUCGAUUCGGCCGGCCGCAUCUUUGUCCAGCAAGGUGGUUCAGCCCUGGAUCGCGAGACCAAGUCCACGUACAAAAUUAAGCUCUGGGCCUACCACUCCGACAACCGCUGCCUUGUUAGCUAUCAGCUCAUCACCAUCCACCUCACGGACGUCGAUGACACGGCCCCGGUCUUCGAGCCAUCCACCUAUACCCUCGACCUCCAGGAGACCACGGUCAACCAUCGCAGUCGUCGUUCUGUCAAUGAAGUGGUCCUGCGGCUCUCCGCCACCGACGCCGAUGGCAGCAGCGUCCUCACCUACUCCUUCACCGAUUCAGCCAGCCAGAGCCAGACCAUCUUGGGCCUCAACAGCAGCUCGGGCGAGCUUACCCAGCUCGUAGAGCUGGACUACGAGUCGGUGGACCUCACCUCCUUCACCCUCAAGGUGACCGCCACCGACAGCGCUGGCCAGGAAUCCGACCCGCCGGCCACCAUCAACGUCAACAUCAUCGAUGGUGACGACAGCCCCUUCUUUGAUGGCCUCGUCGAAGGCUGGGUCACACCCACCCUGCCCAUUUACGUGUCUUCUUCUUUUGGUUCCUUCCACAGCGUCCCCGUGAUUGAUGAUGAGAAGGUGGAAUUUCAGCAGGACUUUGGCUGCCGCAUCCAAAGCUACACCGGUCCCGCCUCGGUCACCAGCGCCAACUUUGGCAUUCGCACCGAAAGUGCCUCAUGCGCAGUUGACGUUGCUGAGACCAUUCCCGCCGCAGCCCUGGGCAGCAAUAUCCGCCUGACCAUCGAGCUCUACGAUCGCCAGAACACGGGCGUGGUCUUUGACUCAGCCAUUCUAAACAUGACGGUUCUGCGCGCCAACAUUUACGGGCCCCAGUUUGACCAGGAGACGUACACCCGGCGCAUUUCGGUCGUCGAGCCUGUGGGCAGCCUGGUCCUUGAUCCGCUCGUCACAGACGCAGACAGCGAGUCAUUCACCUGCCAUAUCGCCUCCAUCCCCAAUACGUGGCGCUCCAGCGUCGCCUUUGGUAGCGACUGCAAGCUGUAUGUAACUGGUCUGAUCCCGUUGCCGACAUCACCUACCUCCACCGCCUCCAUUCUCAUGUACGCAUCGGACGGUGCGCACAACUCGACCUUUGCGACACUCGUCCUCAUCCCCUACAUGGGCUGCUAUUUCGCGGCCGAUGACACCUGUGAUGAUACCAUUUAUGCCUGUGCCGGCAACGUCGUCAACGCUAGCACCUGCUCCUGUGCUACUGCCGAGGCUGUCCCGGGCACCAACUGCGACGGUGACGGCAUUGACUAUUGUGAGGCUGCCGAUUGUCAAUAUGAUACGAAUUGCGAGGAAAUGAUUGGUUAUGGUGGUGCUACGUGCGACUGCCCCGUUGGCUUUUCGGGCCCGCGCUGUGAGGUGCCUCCCACGGACCCCUGUGCCGACAAGAACUGUGUCAAUGGCGAAUGCGUGCCCAAGCGCACCGGUGACUUUAGCCUCGACAUUGACAAUGACGCCGACUGCGCGUGCGAAGAUGGUUGGAUGGGCGAGCUCUGCAACGAGACCGAUACCUCUCCUGACCCCUGCCUGAACAACGAGUGUCAAAAUGGUGCCACCUGCAUCCGGGAGGCCCCAACUGCGGGUGAGGCCAAGACGGAGUACAGCUGCCAGUGUGUCGAAGGCACCUCAGGUGACUAUUGUGAGCUCAACCGCGGCGAGUGUGAUCCGGCUGGACAGUGCACCACUGGUGAUUGUGCCACUUCCUUCUGCCGCGGCGGCACCUGCGUUGCCGAUGCCUUCAACGGCACUUGCUCGUGCCCGGACGGCACCAAGGGCGAGAUUUGCGACGAAGAAGACGAAAGCGAGGACUUGUGCGACCCCAACCCUUGCCUGAAUGGCGGCACCUGUGUCCGCGUGUCCUCGGAUCGCUUUGGUGGCCUGGACAGCUUUGUGUGCGAGUGUGUGGCUGGUCGCACGGGUCUGCUGUGCGAGAUGACGGAGGGCGAGUGCGCUCGCUGCCCCACUGACCAGGGUGCCAUUUGCGUGCCUGCUGUCGGUGAUGCCCCCGUGUGCUCGUGCCCUUCGGACUUGACGAGCCGUCUAUGCGAUACUGAUUAUGAAAAGUGUGGCACCGACUUUUGUCCCGAGGGCUCCUUUUGCAUGCCUUCGGAUAACGGUGGCUACUGUGCGUGCCCAGGCAACUUCUCCCUCUCGGGUCAGGAUGAUUCGCGCUGCAGCUCGAACGAUGACUGUCAGACCGAAGGUUUUUGCCCUGAUGGCGUCGUGUGUCUUCCCUCACCCGCGGGAGGCCAGUGCAACUGCCCCGAAGGCUACUCGGGUCGCCAAUGCCAGUUGAGCACACUCAACUGCUCCUCGUGCCCGGGCAACCAGCAGUGCGAGGCCUCGGCCAGUGGUGGUGUCUGUGCCUGUCCCGUGGUCAACGGGCUCUGUGCCUACGACGAUGAUUGCAUCCAGCGCGUGAACUGCUCUGAUGCCAGCACCUCCUCAGCUAGCAAGAGCGCUAUGGCCGAUGGCACGCUCGUGGGCAUCAUCAUUGCCGCUCUCUUCGCCGUCAUCCUACUCAUUGUACUGAUUUGGUAUCUUUGCUGCCGUCCCGGUGGUCUCUGUGCCGCUGCCAAGACGCAGCCGGAGCAGCCCACCUACGAGGCCGUGGAAGAGCAGCAGCACUUUUCGAACCCCACUUUUGCAUCGCCGGGCGCUGUCAACCACAUGGGUGUAGAUGCUGUCGACAACCCCUUUUACGGCGUGAGUGCUAUGGCAGACACGUAUGGUAGCAACAACACCUAUGACGGCAGCGCCACGUUGCGCAGCAACAGCAACCUGCAAAUGGAGGCUGGUCGGUUGCGCCUUGCCUCGGUCAGCCGGCACAAUCCUCUCUCUGGCGAAGAGUCCUCCACUGAUCCCACCAUGGACGCAGCCAGCAAUCCCAUGUAUGGCCUGAGCCAAGACGCAAUGGCACAGGGCUCGACGUAUGGAGCUACUUCUCGCAUGUCCAGCAAUCCCGGCUACCUGGAACAAGGUGCCAACUACGACUCGGCUUCAGGCCCCAGCGCCCGCUACGCACCCAACCCUGGAUACAACGACGUUGGUGGUGAUACUUACGACGUGGCCACCCCUGGUGGUGGACAGGCGGCGUACGACAGUGCCUCGGGUACCCCGAUGACGUAUGGCAGCACUGGUGCGGCUGUAGCCGGACAGGCGGUAGCCAUGCCUUCAUCGUCCUCAAAGUCCCCGUACGACUCGGCUAGCAACCAUGCGAACGCCGGUGGGUACGAUCGGGCCAGUCAGAACAAGGCUGGCUAUGACUCGGCGGCACGCCAAAGUGCUGGCGCUUACGACUCUGCCGCGCCGGGCGGUGCGGCCACCAUGGGCUCUGCGGGAAGCGUAAACCGCGGUGCCUUCGCCUCUUCCUCGCAACAAUCGAGUGCUGCAUAUGAUAGUGCGCGUGGCGGAGCUCAGGGCAAUCCGUAUGACUCAGCUGCCUCGGGUGCGGGUGCGUAUGACCGGGCGGCCACCUCGGGUGGUUACGACUCGGCGGCGCCGGGAUCUGGUGCUUACGACACUGCGGCAGGUAGCCAAGCUGCCUUUGGCUUUUCCAGUGCCCAGGCGGGUGCUGCAUCCUCUGGUCAAGUUGCCGGUGCGCAACAGCUAUCCCCCUAUGAUAUGGCGGGCAGUAGCAACUCGCAUGGCUAUGACACGGCCGCGGCUCAAAACAGCAACUAUGACACGGCUGCCCCCCAAAUCUCGCGUUCGGGCAAGCCGGCAUACGACACCGCCGCUGCCGCCCGCGGCAUGCCCACAGCCUCGGCCUAUGACAGCGCAGCCGCCUAUGAUCGCGCGGCUGGCUCGAAUGGUUACGACGUCGCGGCUCCUUCAGAUCCUGCGUAUGACCGUGGUACCGCCCCGGCCAGUUCAGGCUAUGACACAGCCGUUCGCGAUACAACCUAUGAUCGCGCAUAAUCGACACGGCUUGCGUUGUCGUGUGUGCCUGGCAGCACGAUUCUUCGUGCCGAUGGUUUUAUGCCGUACAUGGCGUGACCACGACCACGCGCACAGUGUUCCGGUGCCCGCUCGUGACGAUUUGCGGCUCACAUCUGAACUCUUCACACAAUGAAUUCGCUGGUGUGAGACCUGCUCUUGCGCACCAGCCUUGUCGGUUCCCUUGUCUCGUUGAGAUUCCGUGUCAUACGUCCCUGUUCUGUUAUUCUGCUUUUUGUUUUGAGCGUGCCGUGCUGUUUGUCAAAUGAUUUUGUUUUGUUUUACCCGUCUCGAGCCGCUGGGUGGCCCUCGCCUGAUUUAUAUCGUGUCUCUCUGCUCGAUUGUGUUACGAGCUCCGUGUUGUUCAACUCCUUGUCGUGGAUCAGAUUUGUCUUAGAACCCGUCUAUUUUGUUGGUUGGGCGGAAACAGGGCUUUCAAUUGUUCUGCAUCUUGUUCCCGCAAUACAUCUUCUUCCCCAUUUGUUUCCUUUUUCUUGUUUUUUGUUUUUGUUUUUCUUUUGCUAGAUGGGCCGUGUCAGUAUGGGCACGAUCAGCAGUUCUGUGUGCUGUGGUGCAAUGCCCCACUGACAUGUCGACUCUUGCAAACUUUACUGCUGAUUGCAGUGGUCAUAUUUGCAUGAUACCGCACCAUCUUCCCGCGUCAUACUUUUGUAUAUCCUUGAUGUGCUGGGUGCUCCUCUCGAGCGUCCUUUGUUUGCGCUUGAGCCUUUGCCUGCGUGGUCGGCUCAUCUUGAGCAACUAUCCAGCUCUCAUCUCCUUGCGUCAUGGCAAACAUGUUUUGUGCGUUGUAUGCUGUGCUGUUGUUUCACGUGCCGUACUGAUCUACACUACAAUUGACUUUUUUUUCCUUG
Monosiga brevicollis MX1 is the source of this 6935-nucleotide messenger RNA. RefSeq lists its product as uncharacterized. Bases 1 to 6045 code for a protein of 2014 amino acids. The record is from RefSeq and is a predicted model, not a curated record. Gene Ontology annotation, biological process: homophilic cell-cell adhesion. Gene Ontology annotation, molecular function: calcium ion binding. Gene Ontology annotation, cellular component: membrane. The transcript is spliced from 3 exons. Lineage: Eukaryota; Choanoflagellata; Craspedida; Salpingoecidae.